AUGAGGGGAAGAAGUGCUCCUGCAGGAAUCCAGAGUACUGCUCAGUCAAGGAGAAGAGCCAGGAGCAACACAGCAGCAUGUGCAGCUCAGGCCAUUCGGGUCCUGCAGAACAGGCGCACUCCAUCUCAGGAGGAGCAGGACACCAGGUGGGAAGGGCCAGCAGUGUCCAUCCACACCGCAGGAAGAUACCAGUGGAUGGUCUUCAGCAUUGCUUACAGCCUGACAGCGGCUGUGCUCUCCCUCCAGAGACGCUUUAGCACAGCCAUCUCCAUCCUGAAUGUGCUCACUGAGUGCCAGGAGCAUGUUGCCCAUGAGCUGCAGCAGCUGAGGGCUGAGGUGUCACGCAUGGCUGCAGAGAUCAUUGCUAUGAAGAAGGAAGCUCAGGAAAUGCAGGAGGCCAUGUCUGCAACCACGUGGAUGUCUGACUGGGCCCUAAGAAGUGCAGUGUCUGCCAUUCAGUUGCAGAGAUCCUCCAGCAGCCCUUCAUGGCUCUGCAGGGUGUUUUUUCUCCGGUGUGCUGCCCCAGUCCAGGACACCUUUGUGCAGCUGGACUAUUCCCCAGGAUACUGCUGGCCUUUCCAGGGGAUUCGGAGUGAGGUGCUGAUCCAGUUGCCCACACGAAUACAGCCAAUGGCCAUCACCUUGCAGCACACCUCCAGCACAGGCUCUCCACCGGGGAUUCGUGGUAGUGCCCCCCGAGAUUUCAGUGUCUAUGGACUGGAUGAGGAAGCCAAGGAAAAAGUUCUGCUGGGCACAUUCACCUAUGCCAUACAGAAGGAGCUGAACCAGACCUUCCCUCUGCAGCAUGAGAUCCCCAGAGCCUUUCGGUUUCUGAAACUUGACAUAUGGAGCAACUGGGGAAAAGGAGACUACACCUGCAUUUAUCGAGUGAAGGUGCAUGGGCAGAGCAUGGGAAGGAAUGCCAUCAGUUAG
Molecule: messenger RNA, 933 nt
Organism: Calypte anna (Anna's hummingbird)
Lineage: Eukaryota; Metazoa; Chordata; Aves; Apodiformes; Trochilidae
Product: sperm-associated antigen 4 protein-like
Exons: 9
Coding region: 1-933 (310 amino acids)
Biological process (GO): nuclear envelope organization
Cellular component (GO): meiotic nuclear membrane microtubule tethering complex; nuclear envelope
Molecular function (GO): protein-membrane adaptor activity
Source: RefSeq, a predicted model, not a curated record